Molecule: messenger RNA, 1434 nt
Organism: Physella acuta
Lineage: Eukaryota; Metazoa; Mollusca; Gastropoda; Physidae
Product: QRFP-like peptide receptor
Biological process (GO): G protein-coupled receptor signaling pathway
Cellular component (GO): plasma membrane
Molecular function (GO): G protein-coupled receptor activity
Source: RefSeq, a predicted model, not a curated record
AUGGAGAUAGUGCUUGUGCCAACGUACCCAGCGGAGGGAGACAACUUUAGCCAAGUGGAGAGCAGCGAGGCCGCAUACAACGCCAGCCCGGGUUCCAGGCCCGGUAACGGGACGGACAUUAACCCCCCGCCCUACAUUUACGUGUAUGUCGCCUUCUUUAGCGCCCUCAUUCUGACUGUCGGGGUUUUGGGCAAUUUGCUGGUGAUCCAGGUUGUCAUCAGGAUACGGUCGAUGAGAAAACGAAUGAACUACUUCCUGGUGUGUCUGAGUACAGCCGACCUUCUCGUCCUGCUGAUUGCCGUACCCUCGGGCCUGCAGGAGCUGUUUGGGAAGGGAACCUGGUACUUCGGGGACCCCAUGUGUAAGGGCGUGAUGUUUCUAGAAAACGCCGCCCACGACAGUUCCAUCCUGACGCUGCUGGCCAUCGGGUUCGAGCGCUACUACGCCAUCUGUCACCCCCUGAAGGAGACGGUGGGGUCAAGGCUGACCUCGGCCACCAUUGUGAUACCCGCCGUGUGGAUUGUGUCGGGUCUGAUCGCUCUGCCGUAUGCUUUCAUCAGUCACACAAAGGAAAUCUCAUACUAUGACGGGAGUGUGGUCGAGAUCUGCGAGAUAGACUGGGCCGCCAAUUCCCAGCUCAUCUACGUCAUCUUCCUUUUCGUCGUCUGCUUCGUCCUGCCCUUGGCCCUGCUCACCGGCAUGUACAUCGCCAUCAUCAUCACCAUCCACGCCAGCACGGCCACGGCAUCGCACCUGGGGGGCGGCGGAACCGGAUCCGGGACUCAACUUUGUUCCCAGCGGGAUAAUGAACGGAACGCCCGGACGCUGAAGGGACGACGUCAAGUCAUCAAGAUGAUGAUCGCGGUGAUGCUGAUGUACUUCUUCUGCCUCCUCCCCUUCCGCUGUUUCCAAUUCUGGACUUUAUUCGCGUCAGAAGAAGAGUUAGUAAGUUUAGGUUUCCAUUCGUAUUUAAACAUCGUCAACAUCUGCCGGUUGUUGAUUUUCAUCAACAGCGCGUGCAAUCCUGUGAUAUACGGCCUCGUGAGCUCGACUUUCCGUUCAGCGUUUAGACACUCGCUGUGUAGUUUUAGAUCCAGUCGUCGCGACGUGUACAAGUACAGCACCAAGUACAACGGCAACCUCAGCAGCCGGCACGCGGGCCAGCAGACGCAGUACAGCACCUGCACCGAUAACAACUACACGUCAUCGGUUUCCAAGUCCAACAGCGACUCGACAGAACGCGAUAAACUCCGCGUGAGUAAAAAGUUUGGUAAAGAUUUGAACCACAGUCCUGUGAUGUUUCUGGACAGCGCGAAAUCCUCGCCGGGCAGCCAACACAAGCUGAAGUUGCGAGACAAGGAAGGGGAGAUAAACAAUGUUGAAUACAUCGCGAUGGAGUGCAGAAAAAAUGGCAGCGCUCAUUCGUAUCUGUAG